CCUACCCUAAGAGACAGUUCCAUUCGAAUCCAGACACUCUAAUCUACAUAUAUCAUUAUCAGACAUCUGCCGGGACUAAGCCUUUAUUAAGAUAAACAAAGACAAUCACGCUUGACAUAAAGAAAAUAUUAUCUUUUGUGAAGGUUGCCUAACAAGUACAUCUGCUGUGCAACAAAUUUCGGGGAACUUAAUAUCGAGAUCCAUUGAGUUCAUAUGAGGCAAUUAAAAUAUACGGCUCCAUUCACACAUUCCGCCCCCGCCUAAAUCUACACCACUGCCGCCAGCGGGAACUUUUCCAUUGAGAGUGAAGCGGAUUUUGUUUUCCUCAUUGGCAGGCGUAAAUGAUAAUGACAAUGUUAUUAAUAAAACCCAAAGAGCUCUGUCGGAACCGUUAAUUAAUGGAAUCGUCACUAUCACAUCAUUGUUAAACAACAAUAAAACAAAUAAAGGUCCUAGAAAUAAUCUAGCAAAGUGACAAACAAUUCGCACCGUCCAUUUAUAAUAAGGCAAUCAAUAAAUCGCAUAACCAGACGCUUAUUAAACCUGUAGCUGAGUAAACAUGGUUUAUUAUUCCAUUGGAGAGAGAAGGCCUCUGCUAAUCCACGUAGUUAAAAAUCCGCUCAGGAAAUUAGCCUCAAGAGGAUUGGGCGCUCGCCACUGGCAGGCAAUCCUCCUGUUUGUGGGUAUGAUGAUCAACUACUUUCAGCGGGUCAACAUCUCGGCUGGCAUUGUUCCCAUGACUCAAUCCACCGCUGGCGCUCCUUUUUACAAUUGGGAUACGUCGCAAAAGUCCUUGAUCCUCAGCAGCUUUUUCUGGGGCUAUGUGCUGUCACAGGUGCCAGCAGGUCUGCUGGCCAGGCGAUUUGGCGCCAAGGUAGUCCUGGGCUCUGCCACGGCAACUGGCGGCAUCUUGUGCUUCUUCCAUCCCAUGGCAGCCAAUAGUGGUUGGGAGAGUAUUUGUGCCCUACGAGUCCUCACCGGACUAGUCCAGGGAUCGGUAUAUCCUUGUGUUCACACCCUUCUGGCCAAAUGGGUGCCGCGCACGGAGCGUGGAUUGCUCACAACUGGCGUCUAUUCGGGAGCACAGUUCGGAACGGCUGUUAUCUUGGUCACCAGCGGCUUUAUCUUUGAGUCCACCAUAGGGUGGCCGGGAUUGUUCUACCUGUCCGGCGGUCUGAGCCUGGCCUGGGCCCUGCUUUUCUUUUGGCAGGCGGCUAAUGAACCCUCAACGGCCAGCAGGAUCAGGAAAUGCGAAAAGGAAUACAUCGAGAGCCUUACGGGCAGCAAUAGUGCGAAUCAGUCAAUGCCCGUGCCCUGGAUGUCAAUCUUUAAUUCUCCAGCAUUCUAUGGUCUACUUGCAGCCCAUUGUGGGUUCACCUGGGGCUUCUACACGCUGCUCACGGAAAUGCCAACUUAUUUGAGCAGUGUCCUGCAGCUGAACGUCAAGUCCAAUGCCUUCCUCUCCUCGUUGCCGUACUUCGCCAUGGGUUUGCUGUGCUUUGUGGUCAGUCCCAUUUCGGAUUUGCUUAUCAACCGGGGCACUAUAUCGAUCACCACGGCCCGGAAGCUCUUUAACUCAAUAGGACAGUGGGGACCGAUGGCCUGUUUGAUUGGACUGGGAUACAUGACGGCCGACGAGAAGACGUGGGCCAUCCUUCUCCUUACGCUGGCGGUGGGCAUCAAUGCGGGUUGCUCAUGCGGCUACCUGAUCAAUCACAUUGAUCUGUCCCCCAACUUUGCCGGUCCUAUGAUGGGAGUCACCAACGGGAUUGCUGGAGUUACCUCCAUUGUGGCUCCUCUAGUUGUCGGUGCGAUUAUAUCGGAUGAGGAGGAUCCCAGCCAGUGGCGAAUGGUGUUCUUCAUCACGGGAGGAAUUUACCUGGUGUGCAACACUCUCUUCGUGAUAUUUGGCAAGGCCACCAUUCAGCUGUGGAACGAGCCGCCAUCCACGUCUAGCACAAUGACGCUGCGCAGUAACCUGGAAAACGACUCAAGGUCCAUUGCUCCCACGUCGGACAAAGACAAUCGGUUUUGAAGCUUAGCCAGAACCAGGACCACAUUGACAAUCUCGUUAAUUGUAGUAAUGAUAAGUUAUUAUUAAAGCUUGCCGUCUGUGCCAGCGAUUUUCGGAAAUGCCUAGCUCUAACUUAA
Messenger RNA from Drosophila rhopaloa, 2151 nucleotides. It is a transcript of the gene MFS12, whose product is annotated as putative inorganic phosphate cotransporter. Gene Ontology annotation, cellular component: plasma membrane. The record is from RefSeq and is a predicted model, not a curated record. The coding region runs from base 560 to 2035 and encodes 491 amino acids. The transcript is spliced from 4 exons. Gene Ontology annotation, molecular function: transmembrane transporter activity. Lineage: Eukaryota; Metazoa; Arthropoda; Insecta; Diptera; Drosophilidae. Gene Ontology annotation, biological process: monoatomic anion transport; transmembrane transport.